AACCAGAGCCACCUAAAGAACCUGAACCAAAAGAACCAGAACCACCGAAAGAACCUGAACCAAAAGAACCCGAACCACCUAAAGAGCCUGAACCAAAAGAGCCUGAAACACCAAAAGAGCCUGAACCUGAACCACCAAAGGAACCCGAACCACCAAAAGAGCCUGAGCCACCAAAAGAGCCUGAACCACCAAAAGAACCCGAACCGCCGAAAGAGCCUGAACCACCAAAAGAACCCGAGGCACCGAAAAAAGAGCCCGAACCACCGAAAGAACCUGAACCACCGAAAGAGCCCGAACCACCAAAAGAACCCGAACCAAAAGAGCCUGAACCAAAAGAACCAGAACCACCUAAAGAGCCUGAACCAAAAGAACCAGAACCACCAAAAGAGCCUGAACCAAAAGAACCAGAGCCACCUAAAGAACCUGAACCAAAAGAACCAGAACCACCGAAAGAACCUGAACCAGCACCACCUAAAGAGCCUGAAACACCAAAAGAGCCUGAACCUGAACCACCAAAAGAACCCGAGCCACCAAAGGAGCCUGAACCCGAACCACCAAAAGAACCUAAACCUGAACAACCAAAAGUACCUAAACCCAAACUUCCAAAAAAGCCCAAAUGUGAUAAGCAUGCUGAAAAAGAAACUAAAAGGCCACGUUCGAAAUAA
Funneliformis mosseae is the source of this 665-nucleotide messenger RNA. Lineage: Eukaryota; Fungi; Glomeromycota; Glomeromycetes; Glomerales; Glomeraceae. The record is from the annotation of a GenBank genome assembly.